Molecule: messenger RNA, 12254 nt
Organism: Parus major (Great Tit)
Lineage: Eukaryota; Metazoa; Chordata; Aves; Passeriformes; Paridae
Gene: BPTF
Product: bromodomain PHD finger transcription factor
Exons: 32
Coding region: 1-9501 (3166 amino acids)
Biological process (GO): regulation of transcription by RNA polymerase II
Cellular component (GO): NURF complex
Molecular function (GO): RNA polymerase II cis-regulatory region sequence-specific DNA binding
Source: RefSeq, a predicted model, not a curated record
AUGCGGGGCCGGCGCGGCAGGCCGCCCAAGCAGCAGCAGCCGGCGGCGGCCGCCGCUCCGGCGAGCUCCCCGGCCCCGGCGGGCCCCAUCGGCGGGCUGCGCUCCCGGCAGCGCGGCAGCAGCCGCGGCAGGUGGGCGGCCGCGGCCCAGGCGGAGACGGCGGGGCCCAAGCAGAAGGGAGCCGGCGCUGCCCAGGCCUCGUCGCCCGCCGCCGCCUCGCCCAGGGGGGGCGGCAAGAGGAAGGCGGGCGGCGGCGGCAGCAGCACCCCCGGUGGGGGAGGCAGCGGCGGUAAGGGCAGGGGCAGGGCCGGGGCGGCAGGAGCAGGGGGAGGAGGAGGCGCAGGAGGCAGCUGCAACAGCCAAGGCAGGGCUGCCUCGUCCAGGAGGAGCAUCAGCAAAGUGGUGUACGACGAUCAUGAGAGCGAGGAGGAGGAGGAGAGCAUGGUGUCCGAGGAGGAGGAGGAGGAGGGAGACCCCGAGGAUAACCAGGACUCCGAGGAAGAAGAGGAGGAGGAGAUAAUGGAGGAGGAGGACGACGACGACUCUGACUACCCCGAAGAGAUGGAGGAUGAAGACGAUGCCAGUUAUUGCACUGAGAGCAGCUUCAGGAGCCACAGCACCUACAGCAGCACCCCAGGUAGGAGAAGACAAAGAGCACAUCGUCCUCGUUCUCCAAUAUUAGAAGAAAAAGAUAUCCCACCCUUGGAGUUUCCUAAAUCCUCAGAGGACUUAAUGGUGCCUAGUGAGCAUAUAAUGAAUGUUAUUGCCAUCUAUGAGGUACUAAGGAACUUUGGCACUGUUUUGCGCCUCUCUCCUUUUCGUUUUGAGGACUUCUGUGCUGCUCUGGUAAGUCAAGAGCAGUGCACACUUAUGGCAGAGAUGCAUAUAGUGCUGUUAAAAGCAGUUUUACGUGAAGAAGACACUUCAAAUACUACCUUUGGACCUGCUGACCUCAAAGAUAGCGUUAAUUCCACUUUGUAUUUCAUAGAUGGAAUGACGUGGCCAGAGGUUCUGCGGGUAUAUUGUGAGAGUGACAAGGAAUACCAUCAUGUUCUUCCUUACCAAGAGACAGAGGACUAUCCUUAUGGACCAGUAGAGAAUAAAAUCAAAGUUCUGCAGUUCUUAGUGGAUCAGUUUCUUACCACAAACAUUGCACGUGAGGAGUUAAUGUCAGAAGGUGUUAUUCAGUAUGAUGAUCAUUGUAGGGUUUGUCACAAACUUGGGGAUUUGCUUUGCUGUGAGACUUGCUCGGCCGUGUACCACUUGGAGUGCGUGAAACCCCCUCUGGAGGAGGUGCCCGAAGACGAGUGGCAGUGUGAGGUCUGUGUGGCACAUAAGGUACCUGGAGUGACUGACUGUGUGGCUGAAAUCCAAAAAAACAAACCAUAUAUCCGACACGAACCUAUUGGAUACGACAGGCAUAGGCGGAAAUACUGGUUCCUGAACAGGAGAAUCAUCAUAGAGGAAGAUUCAGAAAGUGAGAAGGAUAAGAAAAUCUGGUACUACAGCACAAAGAUCCAGCUGGCAGAGUUAAUUGAAUGCCUGGACAAGGAUUACUGGGAAGCUGACCUAUGCAAAACCCUGGAUGAGAUGCGUGAAGAAGUUCAUCGGCACAUGGAUGUGACAGAAGACCUUACAAAUAAAGCAAGGGGCAACAACAAGUCUUUCCUUUCUGCAGCAAAUGAUGAAAUUUUGGACAUUAUCAGAGCAAGAAAAGGAGAAAUAGUGGAAGAUAAAAACACAGGAGAUGAGGAAGCAGAAAAGGCCAAAAGUGAUGUUGAUAAUGACCAGACAGAUGCUGAGAGAGACAAGGAAGAAUCUGGAGACCAGGAUAAAAUCGAGGAAACACAAAGUGAGCAAGAUGUGGAAAAAGAGAAAACAGAAGAGGCAACAGUCGUUGGGGAUAAAAGUAACUCUGUGACCUCAAGCACUGAUGACAACACCACAAAUCCUUCUGCAGGAGAGAAUAGUUGUUCUGAAGGGAAGGACGCAGUGGGGUGUCAGUCAGAAACCCUUGAUAGCAACAACGUGGCAGAGAAGAAGGUGGCAUCAGAGCUCCCUCUGGAACUCUCAGAAGAAACUGGUCAGAUGAUCCCCAGCAGUGGCUCUGCUGCACCUCCACAGGCAGAUGUUGAGAACAGCAGUGGCAGCGAACUGGGCUCUGGCCAGAACGAUUCCAUUAAAACUCUUGAUGAUGCUGAAAAUGCAGAGAAGGGAUCCCAGGCUUCAGAGGACUUAGGAGAGAAAUCCAGUGGUGACAGAAGUGAUUCUCCAGGUGCAGGGAAGGGCACGCCAGGCUCGACGCGGAUGCUCACCAGAUUGAGAAAUCCAGAUAGCAAACUGAGCCAGAUGAAAAGUCAGCAGGUUGCUGCUGCAGCAAAUGAAGCAAAUAAGUUAUAUAAAGAAACCAGAGAGGUUCUGGUGGUCAACUCUCAAGGUGAAGUCUCCCGAGUGAACACCAAGAAGGACAUUGUGAUUAAGGGAAAUAUCAACAACUAUUUCAAACUGGGGCAGGAGGGGAAGUACCGUGUUUAUCACAAUCAAUAUGCCACCAAUUCCUUCGCUUUGAACAAGCACCAGCACAGGGAGGACCACGACAAGAGGCGACAUCUCUCACAUAAAUUCUGCCUGACUCCAGCUGGAGAGUUCAAGUGGAACGGGUCUGUACAUGGCUCCAAAGUUCUCACCAUAUCCACCCUGAGGCUGACCAUUAUUCAGCUAGAAAACAAUAUCCCAGCAUCGUUCCUUCACCCUAAUUGGGCUUCCCACAGGUCUAACUGGAUUAAGGCUGUUCAGAUGUGCAGCAAACCCAGAGAAUUUGCACUAGCACUGGCUAUAUUGGAGUGUGCAAUCAAACCAGUCGUCAUGCUUCCCAUCUGGCGGGAAUCCUUGGGGCAUACGAGAUUACGCAGAAUGACAGCAAUAGAAAGAGAAGAAAAGGAGAAAGUGAAAAAAAAAGAGAGAAAACAAGAAGAAGAAGAAACAAUGCAGCAAGCUACAUGGGUGAAAUACACAUUUCCUGUCAAGCACCAGGUUUGGAAGCAAAAAGGAGAGGAAUAUAGAGUAACAGGAUAUGGCGGUUGGAGCUGGAUUAGUAAAACCCAUGUCCACAGGUUUAUGCCCAAACUACCAGGAAAUACUAAUGCAAAUUACAGAAAAUUACUAUCAACAAAGAGUGAAGAUGAAAAAUGCAACUUGGAUAAACGAAAAGGUGCACCUAAGGUAAAAACAGAGAAAGACAGAGCAAAGGACUCUCGAGAUCUGCAAGCAAAAGACAAAGCAGAUGUUUCAGAAACCUUGGAGAAAGUAGAAGUAAAAGAAGAAAAGUUGCAUGAAGACAAAUUGGAAGUUGACACAAUUUCUGAAAACUCAGAUCAUGCAAAAAAUACAGUGGAAAAAGACAUUGAUGAUGAAAAUGAUAAAGUCAUCAAGGAAGAACCUAUGGAUGUGGAUGAUGUGAAAAUUGAAUCCUCCAUAAAAGAUGAGGAAAGUCAUUGUAAGCGGGAUAUAAUCAAUGUCAGUGAGGGAUUUCAUUUAAGGACUUGCUACAAAAGGAAAGUAAAAUCAUCAAAAUUAGAUGGACUCCUGGAGCGGCGAAUAAAACAGUUUACCCUGGAAGAAAAACAGCGUCUAGAAAAGAUUAAGCUGGAGGCUGGUGCUAAAACUGGGGGCAUUCAAUCUGUGAGCCCCCAGAAAAACACAGAUGAGCUCCAAACGAGAAAAGGAAAAGAAGGAGGCCAGUUUGACUCUUCUUCCCAAGAUCAAAGCUACAUUUCAGGCAAGACCCAAGCCAAAGAUAUGGAGCAGGACUGUUUGCCCAUCAGCAGUAUCUCCUGUACCAAAACUGGGGAUGAAGAUGGACCUUCUUUGCCUUUGUCAAACAGGCUCUCAAAAGAGGGGCAGCUGCUGGAUGAAGACUUCCCUCAAUCCUCUGAAGGAGACAGCUUUGUUCAGAAUGAUGGCAGAGAAAACAACCCUGAACCUUCGACUGCUGAUAAGUGUCAAGGACAAGAGGCUCUUGGAGAGUCUGAGAGCUCUUUAGUGGAUGGCUUGAAACAAACCAGUGCAGAAGGCCGAACCAAAUGGGAUGUUUCAGAAAUAAAUGAAAAACCCUUGAAACAAAAGCUACCUAUUACCAGAGUGUCUCAGCGAGAACUUGAAAACUUAGGGCCAGUGGUACCUGAAAGCAGCUGUAGAAGAGAUGCUGUGGCCACCCUUGAAAAACCAGACUCAGAAGGGAAUUCUGAACAGCAAAGCAAAGAUGCAGAAAACAAUUGUAUGAUAAAAAGCCAUAUGGAAGCCAUGUCCUCUCAAGAAAGUGAAAUGGAGGAAGAAAUUUCUCCUGUAAAGACUGAAAGUAAAUCUGAAAAGAUUAUAUUUCACCAAAAAUCAGCUAAUAAAGAUCUAGAAUCAUUUAAAACGGGGCUGAUUUCUGAAAGAAACCUUGAAAGUCAAUCUCUGGAGCACAUGGAUGGGGAAGAUGAUAAUGAGGAUUUACUGAGCUCUAAACUAACAGAGGCUAAUGGUCAAAAGAAAGGUCAGGAACUGAAAGUGGAGACAGGUACCAUGAACAAAUAUCUUGAUCAGACAAAUGUAAAUACUGUUACUGACAAAAAGAAUAAUAAAGAUGAAGAAACUGAGACAGAAAAAGAAAAAUCAUCAUUUCAAAUGAAUGGAAAAGACAGUGACAUUAAAGCAUUGUCAAAUGAUGGCUGCUUAGUGAAAAAUACCUGUGAAGCAAAGGCAGGAGGUGAUAUCGAACCAAAAGUUAAUAAUUUUAAUAAAUCCAUUCCAGAACAUGAAAUAAAACCAUUGACUUUUAAGGAAUCUUCAGUAAAACCAUUCAUGAAUGGUGACAUCAUGGGAGAGGACACAAAAGAUAAAAAUAACGUGGACUCAAAGUCACGACUGCAGAGUUCACCUGAGUCUGAGUCUGGAGAGGGUCUUCAGGCACUAGAUGAAGUUUCCAAGUAUGUGCAGAAAACUGAAGAAAAUCAGCUUUCUCCUGAGAGAUCUGCCAGUGUUGGCUCUGCUUCCCCGCCAACACAGCCUGUCUGUAAAGAAAAUAACCUGAACAGUGAAACAGAAUCUAUGAAAACUGAAGCAAUUGAGGAGAAGAAAGUUGCUCCAUCGCCUGUAACCUCAUGUGAGGAAUCCAGCUUGAGCAGUCACUUUGCUGACCAGAAUGGGGUACAGACAUAUAAAAUGGAAAAUAUUAAUGGAGAAAGUAAAAUAAAAACUGUUAUUACUGAAGUGACUACCACAACCUCAACUGUGUCCACAGAGUCCAAAACGGUGUUCAAGGUUGCAGAGUCUGGAGCUGCCAGCAAUGAGAAAACCACAGUUGUUUCCUCCACAGAAAACUGUGCCAUCUCCACUGUCACCACUACCACCACUGUGACCAAGCUCACCACUCCAGCCACAGACACCAACUCUGAUGUCAUCUCUGUCCAGGAGCACAGUAAAACAGUGGUUACAACAACAGUCACCGAUUCACUGACCACCCCAGAAGGCACAUUGGUGACUUCUAUGACUGUCAGCAAAGAAUAUUCCACAAAAGACAAAGUGAAGUUAAUGAAAUUUGCAAGACCCAAAAAAACUCGUUCUGGAACUGCCUUACCAUCUUAUAGGAAAUUUGUUACGAAAAGCAGUAAGAAAAGCAUAUUUGUUUUACCCAAUGAUGACUUAAAAAAGCUGGCCAGGAGAGGAGGGAUCAGAGAGGUUCCUUAUUUCAAUUACAAUGCAAAGCCUGCCUUGGAUAUCUGGCCAUAUCCAUCCCCAAGACCAACUUUUGGGAUCACUUGGAGGUACCGACUCCAAACAGUCAAAUCAUUGGCUGGAGUGAGCCUGAUGCUGAGGUUAUUGUGGGCAUGUCUCAAAUGGGAUGAUAUGGCAGCAAAAGCUCCACCUGGGGGAGGAACCACAAGAACAGAAACAACUGAAACUGAAAUUACAACAACAGAAAUAAUCAAGCGGAGAGAUGUUGGUCCGUAUGGGAUACGGUCAGAGUACUGUAUAAGAAAAAUCAUAUGUCCCAUUGGUGUACCAGAGGCUCCAAAAGAAACUCCAACACCCCAGAGGAAGGGACUGCGAUCAAGUGCCCUCAGGCCGAAAAGGCCAGAAACCCCCAAGCAAACAGGCCCUGUUAUAAUGGAAACUUGGGUAGCAGAGGAGGAGUUGGAGCUGUGGGAGAUAAGGGCAUUUGCUGAAAGGGUGGAGAAGGAAAAGGCACAGGCAGUUGAACAACAGGCUAAGAAACGGCUGGAACAGCAGAAGCAGAUCCCUGCAGGAGGUGUGGUCCCUGCAGCCACCACAGCCAGCAGCACUGCAACCACAGUCUCCACACCACAGAAAGUGGUGGUGGGCCCUCUGACAGGCCCCGUCCCCACGGGAACCAAAGUAGUGCUCACCACUAAAGUGGGGUCUCCAGCUACAGUAACAUUCCAACAGAACAAGAAUUUCCAUCAAACUUUUGCUACUUGGGUUAAACAAGGCCAGUCUUCAACAGCCACUAGCACAGCUGCCACCUCAGCCACAACUAUUGCCAGCACAGGGCAGACCUUCCAGCUCUCAGGCAGCCCAGUAACGAUGGCAGGGAAAGUGAUAACUAAGCUGCCACUCCCUGCAAACAGCAAGAUUGUUGCCGUCAAUGUGCCAUCAACUCAAGGAGGUGUGGUUCAAGUUCAGCAAAAGGUAUUGGGUAUCAUUCCAUCAACUACAGGUGCAAGUCAAACCUUUACUUCAUUCCAGCCAAGGACAGCAACUGUAACCAUUAGGCCAAACACCACAGGGACAUUAGGAACAACAAGCACUUCACAAGUAGUGCAGGGGACACCACUGCGCCCCGGGAUGACGGUGAUCCGGACACCACUGCAACAGUCCACCCUUGGCAAGACCAUCAUUCGAACACCUGUAGUGGUGCAACAAGGUAUUCUGCCAGCCAGUCAGACACAGCAAGUGGUGACUCAGAUAAUUAGGGGUCAACCUGUGUCAACAGCAGUUUCUAGUACCAGCACAGCUUCUUCCAGCACUGGGCAGAAAACCAUCACGAGUUCUGGAACAGCCCCUCAACAAGUUCAGCCACAGACCCCAGCACCACCCCCUCGCCCUCAGCAGGGCCAGGUGAAGCUGACAAUGGCCCAGCUCACCCAGCUCACACAAGGACAGGGUGGCAGUCAAGGCUUAACUGUGGUAAUUCAGGGACAAGGUCAAACUACUGGUCAGUUACAAUUAAUCCCUCAGGGUGUGACUGUAAUACCUGGUCCAGGACAGCAGCUUAUGCAAGCAGCUAUGCCAAAUGGUACAAUUCAGAGAUUUCUGUUCACCCCACUACCAGCAGCUGCUACUACAGCUAGCACAACUACAACCACCGUUUCUACUUCAACCUCGGCUGCAGGGGAAGCGAAGGCGGCUCUGCAGGUGCCACCAGCAGCGGCCGUGCCCGCGGGACAGGGCCAGCCCGGUUCGGCCGCGGCACAGCCCACGGGGGCUCAGCCCCAGAGCUCUCAGCCCGAGGCCCCGAGCCAGCCCGAGGCUCCUGCUGACUCCACAGCCCCCAGCGAAGCUCAGCCCUCCAAAUCUCCGGCUCAGUCUCCAGCCCAGGCUCCGGGGCUCUCUCCAGCGCCAGGCCCGAUGCAGCCGCUGCCCGCGGGCCUGCCCCCGGGCCAGGCCCAGGCUCAGCAUCCAGCUCAGGUGCAAAUUCCAGCCCAACAACCCAGUCCAGUGUGGCCCCACGCUCCCACACAAAUUCCAGCUCACCUGCAGCAAGCACAGCCUCAGGUUCAGACCUCAGGCUCAACCCCUGCAAGCACUCAAAGUUUAAAUCAGGUUCCUGUCCAGUGCCCAGCUCAUCCUCAGCUGCAGCUUCAGCAGCCUCCAACAAGUGUAAUUGCAGUGCCUCAGCUCCAGCAGCAAGUGGAAGUCCUUUCUCAGCUGCAGCCCCUUAUUGUGGCUCAGAUACGAGCCCAGCAGGGCAGCGUGCCCCAGAUCAAGCUUCAGUUACCUCUUGAGGUCCAGCACAGUAGCCCAGCGCAGGCUCACAUUGCCAGUGUGGUGACAGUGCAAGCAGCUAGUGUGCAGGAGCAGCUGCACAGAGUUCAGCAGAUCAGGGAGCAGCAGCAGAAGAAGCAGCAGCAACAGAUAGAAAUUAAACAUGAGCACACCCUUCAGGCUUCUAAUCAAAGUGAAAUUAUCCAGAAACAGGUGGUUAUGAAGCAGAAUGCUGUUAUAGAACAUUUGAAACAGAAGAAGACACUGACUCCAGCUGAGAGGGAAGAAAAUCAGAGAAUGAUUGUGUGCAACCAAGUGAUGAAAUAUAUUCUGGAUAAGAUAGACAAAGAAGAAAAACAGGCAGCUAAGAAACGGAAGCGAGAAGAGAGCGUGGAGCAGAAACGGAGCAAACAGAACGCGACCAAGCUCUCAGCUCUGCUUUUCAAGCAUAAAGAGCAGCUGAAAGCUGAAAUACUGAAAAAAAGAGCACUUCUAGACAAAGAUCUACAGAUUGAAGUGCAGGAGGAGCUAAAGAAAGAUUUGGCUAAAAUUAAGAAAGAAAAAGAAAGAGCCCAAGCAGCAGCUGCUGCUGCAGCAGCCGCAGCCGCCGCAGCCGCCGCCGCUGCCCCACCACCGCCGCCACCAGUGCCACCAGCACCGCCACAGCUGCCAGCAGCCAGUGUCACCUCCUCCUCCUCCACCACUGUCCCCGUGCCAGUCUCCUCCCAGAAGAGGAAACGAGAGGAGGAGAAAGAUUCCUCGGCUUCCAAGUCCAAGAAAAAGAAAAUGAUUUCUACUACCUCAAAGGAAACGAAGAAGGACACAAAGCUUUACUGCAUCUGUAAAACGCCUUACGACGAGUCCAAGUUCUAUAUUGGCUGUGAUCUUUGUACUAACUGGUAUCAUGGAGAAUGUGUUGGCAUCACAGAAAAGGAGGCUAAGAAAAUGGAUGUGUACAUCUGUAAUGAGUGUAAACGGGCACAAGAGGGCAGCAGUGAGGAGUUGUACUGUAUCUGCAGAACACCUUAUGAUGAGUCGCAAUUUUACAUUGGCUGUGACCGAUGUCAGAACUGGUACCACGGGCGCUGCGUGGGCAUCCUGCAGAGCGAGGCAGAUCUCAUUGAUGAGUACGUGUGUCCCCAGUGCCAGUCCACAGAGGAUGCCAUGACUGUGCUCAGUCCACUCACAGAUAAAGACUAUGAAGGGUUGAGGAGGGUCCUGCGCUCCUUGCAGGCUCACAAGAUGGCAUGGCCGUUCCUAGAACCAGUAGACCCCAACGAUGCACCAGAUUAUUAUGGUGUCAUCAAAGAACCAAUGGACCUUGCUACCAUGGAAGAAAGAAUCUUGAAACGCUACUACAAAAAGGUCACGGAGUUUGUGGCAGACAUGACCAAAAUUUUUGAUAACUGCCGUUACUACAAUCCAAGUGACUCCCCUUUUUACCAGUGUGCAGAAGUUCUUGAGUCUUUCUUUGUACAGAAACUAAAAGGAUUUAAGGCAAGCAGAUUGUGAUAUCUUUAGUCUGAACUUUUUAACUGGAAUCAGAACUGGAUGUUGGGGUCACUUUCUUUUAUUGUACAAUCCAAUUACAUUAAACUGCCCUAAAAAUCCAGAUCAUUUGUCUAAAACAUAAAUGUUUUUGUUGCCAGUGGUCACACUGCUGAACAUAACUGUAUUAACAAAAAAUUGUUCCGUUCCUCAAAUACUGUAUUGAGAAAAAUGAAAAUUUCAUCGUGGAAACCUUGUAUUUUAUUGUUUUAGUUUAAGUCACUAAUAAAACUGUGAAUGUCAAAGAGGAGUUUUGCUGAACUCUGCUUAGCAAAAAUGUCAUUUUAACAUGCCUGUUCAGUUUUUUUUCUAUUAAGUUAAUCCAAAGACUUAUUGAAUGAAUUUAAGAAAAGUUGACCUUAUUAUAAAAAUUCACAACUAAAAAUGUCUUUUUGAUUUCCUUUUGAUGGACUACUAUUAUGUUAAAUAUGUGAGUAAAACUGAUUUCAGGCAUUUUGGAAUAUCCCAGUGACACACUGCAUUUUACAAGUACUGAAAUAUUUGUAUUCUGGAGGAGAAAAUGAGUUUAAAAUUCAGAUCAAGAACUAUUAUUUUUUCUGAAGGGGAAAAAAAAAAUAAAUGAAAGCAAUAUGGUGGUAAUUCCCUCUUUGUGGUUUAUUUUUGGCAACACCUUGCAGCAACUGUGUUCUCCAAACUGAAAGGUGCUUAAUUCUUCACUUUCUUCUGUAUUCUGCAGGUCCCAUAACAACAAACUGCAGUCUACAGCUUCUUAGAGUUCAGCGUGUUAACCAAACACACGAGCAAGGAUCUGGUUGUCUGACAAUUUUUAAUUAAGGAACCAGAUGUUUUUAGUCAGGUUAUCCUGACAAGACUUGAUGUAAACUGCGUUUUUAUUGGUCACAACAAGUCAAAUUAUAUUCUUGGCUUAUUUUGUCCAAAGGACAAAGAAAUAAAAAUCAGCAGCACCACUUUCUUGUCAAGAUCAAAUUGUUGUACUAUUGUGGCAGAAGCAGGAAAACUUUGUUUUGUUGAAGGAGAGAGAGAAAGAGAGCAAGAAAAAAGAUACAGUAAAUGGGGUCACGUUUAACUCCAUGGAAAUGCCACGUCUGUUCUUCAGUGAAGAAGCUGGUUUAAAGUCCACACAGAAAACUUUGACUGUAUUUAUUUAUUGUUGCAAAAAAGACGCUUUUUUAUUGCUGCCCUCAUUUGUCAGCUAAUUAUUUUUUCUUAUAAAAUCCAGCCCCGGUUCCAUGUAAUCCAUUCUGUAUCUUAACAUGAUUCCUGUAGGUAAAAGUACAAGAAGACCUCUAGAUGUCUUUUCUUUCUAUGAAAGGAGCUGCUAUGUACACAUGUGCACACACACAGGACUGGGAAUCAACAAGGAGUUUAUCAUUCAUGGUAGAUAAAAACAAGCUUGCAUAAAAGUUGGGCUGAGUGGUCAUGGACUACAGACUCUGUUGCCUUGAAUAUAACAAACAGUACAAUUUGUCAUUUACUCUGCACCAGACUGAACUGAGUAAAAUCUAUUUGAAGGUAUCUUGUUUGUAAACAUUUGUCAGAUUCUAAUUUUUUUUCUUUUGUAUUAAAAUUCAAAAUAUGGAUGUAUAUGAAACAAAAUAAAUGGAGAUCAUUGUUCUCCCCACAGCCGUAGGUGUGUUUGAGUGUGCGCUGCCACGUGUGUGAGACACUUUGGGGAUCUGUGCAGGAGUGUAGGGAUUGCAAGGAACAGGGGUGGGAAUGGCCGGGGAGCAGGACCCGACCGCGUUCCAGCCCUGGUAUCCCGAUACAACAUUCCCACAGUGGUGCCAAAAGGACUGCUGUAGCUGUGACAGGGCAGGAGGUGUUUGUGAGGUGUCCCUGCCCACCGGAGCUCGGUGAUCUUUGCCAAGUGCACUGGGAAUGUGGAGUACCACCUGUAAUUGUAUCCCUGGGAGGCUCCUGGGCUGCCUUCGUGUUUCCUGUGGGAGCAGCGCUGCCCUGAGGGAUGAACUGGAGCCCGAGAAGAUGCAAAUUGCAGAUGAGGAGGCUUUUCUUUCGCUGUGUGUGACUGACUUGCUCUGGUACCUGUCUGUAGUUCCCAGCCCUGGUUUCUCUGCAGCUCCUCACCCACCUGACCAGCUUUUGCACUAACUCACAGUCAACUUCUGUUCUACAAUGGUCUGGGAUUUACCUGAUUUAUGGAUAAGCUCCUUUUGGGUUUAACCUCACACCUUGCUAUGCAAGAACCUCCUCCGUUAUUUUUCUUAAAAAAGAUGUUGCUACUGACCACCCUUUCUUACACUUCCAGCUCAGGUGUUCAGGUUCUUCUGGGGGGAUUUUAUCUACUAAAAACCCGUGUGUUUUUGUACAUACAAAUGUUGUCAUUUAACCUAUCUGUGAAAAUUACUAAUUGUUCAGUGUGGAAACAAUAAUCCAUUUAUGCUUCUGAAAGUCAAAGAAGAGUAGUUGCAUUUAGGUUAUGUUGUCCUUUGACGUUUUAAAAAAAUGCUGCAUAUUGUAAGCAUUGUGUUUUAAUGGGACAAGAAAAAAAAUCUCACCUUUAACAGCACUGGGACAUAUCCUGCAUCUCAUCACAACUUCUCAGCAUUUCUGUACUAUUUAUUCAUACCUAAAUCCAUAUUGACAUGAUUUAAACCUUUCCUACCUGUAGGCAAUAGAUUGCUGUUUUUAACAAAUUGUGGCAAACUGAAGAGUACUUUUUUGUACCUUAUAGGACACAUCAUCCUAGACAAAUAAAGUAAUGUGUUUGACAUGGA